Molecule: messenger RNA, 1281 nt
Organism: Lodderomyces elongisporus
Lineage: Eukaryota; Fungi; Ascomycota; Pichiomycetes; Serinales; Debaryomycetaceae
Gene: RTC4
Exons: 1
Coding region: 1-1281 (426 amino acids)
Source: RefSeq, a predicted model, not a curated record
AUGAGCAGCAAAUAUCUGAGCUUGAGUUACCAUUCUGGAGCGAAUCCAAGUAGCCUGCGUGCUUCAUCCCCAGUCAAAUCUCCGAAAUCUGUCGAAUCGAGGCUAGUGCCACCGAAACAGGAGCAAAACAUCAUCAUUGAUUAUUCACCAAAACAAUCAAAUUCGAAAACGCCACACAUUUAUCUGCGGAAACCAAAGAAAUCGAAGAAACCCAAGUCCUCAAUUGCAAUACAUCACGGUGAUGGAAAGUACAAAGAGUUGAAUCUCGCGCCACGUAAUAAACAACUACCUGAUACACUGCUUGGUGGCUCUCGAAGCAAAGAGUAUCCAAGUUCGUUUGAAGUUGACCAGAGUAUAGAUGCUGAUGAACAACUUGGCAUCAUUGAUCUUGGAAAAAUCAUGCUGAGUCCUAUAAAGGGUCAUGAUUUAUUAAAGGAUGUCAAAUUAGAUGGAUUGCUCGAAGUCAGUGAUGAUGAUGAUGAUAGUGGUGGUGGUGGUGGUGAUCAUGAUGGUGAUGACGAUGAACAAUUUAAUGGAGAUCGUCGUAAUCCAGCAAGGAAUGACACCGAAGAUAAAGAUAAAACGAUCUCGAGGCCAAAGAGAAAAGAGUUUGGAAAAAAUACUAAAUUGUCGAAUCUGGUGGUAGAUUUCCAUACUAUUGAGUUUGGCGAUGAAUAUCAAAUUAGAGAGAAAUAUCGCAAACUUGGUUUGCUGAUACCGAAACCAAUCACGUCUCGCAAGGAGUUGAUUGAUCGAGCGAAUGAGCAUCUUAAAGUGAUACCAAAGAUACUUGCCGGAAAAGUGUCACCAUCCAUCUACUACGAAAUGGCUAAAAAUCAGUGUCGGAAAUCUCUGCAUGAGAUUAUGUCUGCAUCAGACAUACGUAGAAUUGAUUGGAAAGCAUUUUAUAGUGGAUAUUAUGGCCAUGAAAGACAAUCUAUUAUAGGGAGCUAUAUUGAAAAUGUAUGUUAUGAAGACUUGGUCAGAUGUGCCAAGUACAACAAAACGGUCACGUAUUGGUCAAUUGGUCAAUUCGCGACUCAGGUAUUGGCAAACGAAAUAAUAAUAAGAAUGAUUAGAGAUGAUAUGCACUACUCGUUCAAAGAAGCAGAAGCAUUUUGCCAGAAGAGUGUGGAUUAUGGUGUGAUUAUUGCAGAUGAAGUUCCCAUAAUGGACGAUCUAAGCAAAUCGAACAAAAGUUUGAAAAAAAGCUCCAAUAAUAUUCCUGACAGUUUGUUGGAUAAAACAGUAAAUAGUAACAAGCGAACAAAAUUGGAGUAA